CCUCGUGCAACAAAAAGAGUAACCAUUGUUGCGACCGCAUGCGGCGUCAAAGGGGUCACUCAGGAGGGUGAAACUUGCAGUAAGCUCAUCUUUGUCGAAUUUUCUUUUACGACCGUAUCUCUUUCAGCUUCCACAUUUUCUCUUUACGCUAAUGGCAAUCUUUGGCUGCUUCUCUGCGGGCGCCCGUGCCAAAGCAGUUUUUGCGCAUUUUAUGGUGGGAAAUGUUGGGUCUUAUGCAGUUUCCGACUGGCAAGAGGACAUCCGCCUGGCCGUUGAAUCUGGCAUCGACGGCUUCGCAUUAAACAUCGCCUCCCAGGACCCCUCAAUCCCGCCGUCCAUCCACAAUGCAUUCGAGGCCGCCGCGCCCACCGCCAACAAGUUCAAGCUGUUUUUCUCAUUCGACUACGAAGCCCAAGGUCCCUGGAGCAAAGAUGCCGUCGUCCACCUUGUAAACAAGUACAAGGCCAACCCGGCGUACCAGAAGCACCUCAACACGAGCAAGCCGCUCGUCUCGACCUUUGAGGGUGCCAAGCAGAGCGCAGACUGGAAGGACAUCAAGGCACAGACCGGUGCAUUCUUCAUUCCGGAUUGGAGCUCGAUCGGCGCCCCCGCCGCGGUCGCCACAGGGGUGGUCGACGGUCUCUUCAGCUGGGAGGCUUGGCCCAAGAGCGCGGUGGCCAUGACGACGGCACCCGACGAAGCUUACCGCGCCGCGCUGGGCAAGGACAAGGUGUACAUGAUGCCCGUGUCGCCGUGGUUCUACACCAAUUUGCCCGGCUGGGGCAAGAACUGGGUGUGGCGCGGCGACGAGCUGUGGCACGACCGCUGGGAGCAGGUCCUGGCCGUGCAGCCCGACUACGUGCAGAUCAUCACGUGGAACGACUACGGCGAGAGCCACUACAUCGGGCCCGUCAACGACAAGUGCCUCGGCCUGUUUGACGCCGGCAAGGCGCCGCUCAACUACGCCAAGGACAUGCCGCACGACGGGUGGCGCGCGUUCCUCCCGUGGGUCAUCCAGGCGUACAAGACGGGCAAGCGGCCCGCCGUGACGGCCGAGGCCGAGAAGCUCGUCGUCUGGUACAGGAAGAACCCGUCCACCGGUGGGAGUGAUAGCGGCACUACGGGCAACCACAGAGGCCACGGGCAGGUCGAGGUCAAGCCAGUCGAGGUGCUGCAGGACAGGGUCUUCUUCUCGGCGCUGCUGAGCGGGCCGGCCGACGUCUCGGUGACCAUCGGGGGCAAGGACGGGAGGGCUUCGUGGGAGGAUAGGCCGCAAGGGGGAGCGGGCCUGUACCACGGGAGCGUGCCGUUUGAUGGGCGGGAGGGAGACGUGGUUGUGAGCGUCAUGAGGGAGGGCAAGGCGGUGAAGCAGGUCAAGGGGGUUCCCAUCACGUCGAGAUGCGAGAGGAGCCUGGUGAACUGGAACGCCUGGGUUGGGUCCUCCUAGACCCCUGUAUGAUGACUUUAGACAUUUUCAUGAAUUUCCACAAAAAAAGUUCAAA
This is a messenger RNA of Pyricularia oryzae 70-15, 1502 nucleotides long. RefSeq names its product glucan endo-1,3-alpha-glucosidase agn1. Gene Ontology annotation, biological process: mating projection tip cell wall disassembly. NCBI's taxonomy places the organism in Eukaryota, Fungi, Ascomycota, Sordariomycetes, Magnaporthales, Pyriculariaceae. The transcript is spliced from 3 exons. The record is from RefSeq and is a predicted model, not a curated record. Gene Ontology annotation, molecular function: glucan endo-1,3-alpha-glucosidase activity. Bases 152 to 1447 code for a protein of 431 amino acids.